Messenger RNA from Ipomoea nil (Japanese morning glory), 1330 nucleotides. Its product is annotated as myb-related protein 308-like. The transcript is spliced from 2 exons. The coding region runs from base 251 to 1111 and encodes 286 amino acids. The record is from RefSeq and is a predicted model, not a curated record. NCBI's taxonomy places the organism in Eukaryota, Viridiplantae, Streptophyta, Magnoliopsida, Solanales, Convolvulaceae.
CUCUCUCUCUGGAUGUAUGUAUGUAUGUGUACAGAGUCAAAAGCUUAUAAAACCCCACUUCAAGUCCUGAAAAGUCCAGCCUUGAUAGAUGUUCUCAUUUACAUACACCAAUUCAAGAUUGCAACUUCUAUUCUAUUUCUACUAGUCUACUAGCUACUAACAGUAAUCAACCCCCGAAAGAAACACAGAAAUAGAAAGAAAAUAAAGAAACCUCAAUUCAAGAAAAAAGUAGUUAGGUCUGUGGUCGAUUAUGGGAAGGUCUCCUUGCUGUGAGAAAGCUCACACCAACAAGGGCGCUUGGACUAAAGAAGAAGACGAAAGGCUUAUAGCUUACAUCAGAGCCCACGGCGAAGGUUGCUGGCGCUCCCUCCCCAAGGCCGCCGGACUCCUCCGCUGCGGCAAGAGCUGCCGCCUCCGCUGGAUCAACUACUUGCGCCCUGACCUCAAGCGCGGAAACUUCACCGAGGAAGAAGAUGAGCUUAUUAUCAAACUUCACAGCCUCCUAGGCAACAAGUGGUCUCUUAUAGCUGGAAGAUUACCGGGAAGAACGGAUAAUGAGAUAAAGAAUUAUUGGAAUACCCACAUAAGAAGGAAACUGCUGAGCCGGGGAAUUGAUCCGACUACUCACCGCCCCAUGGACGAUCCCAAGGAAAAAGUGACAACCAUUUCUUUUGGUCCCGCACAAGAAGAAGAAGACGUCGACGAUGAGAAGAAGAAGAUGAUCCCUCAAGAUUCUCUUCCAACGACAACGACAGUAAAACAAGAAUAUUCCACGAGCCCGGUACGCCGUGAACGCUGCCCGGACUUAAACCUGGAGCUCAGAAUCAGCCCCCCUUACCAGCCAAACAAUCAACAACCGCCAUUAACGUUCACUGCCGGAUCAGCUCCGGGGAGCCUAGUCAACGUUGACAACACCACCGUAGUAUGUUUUGCAUGCAGUUUGGGAAUACAGAACAGUAAAGACUGUACCUGCACCACCAACGGAAAUGGAUGUUACGCCACCGGAAGCGCCACCGCAAACGCCAUAACCAGUAUCGCCGCAGGCUACGAUUUUCUAGGGUUAAGAAACAACGCCCUUUUGGACUACAGAAACUUGGAGAUGAUGAACUGAUCGAUAAUAUACUACAGACUACUCUUUUUUUUUUUUUUUUGGGUCCUUUAAUUUCUGAUUUUAUUGUCAAUUAUUAAGAUAAGAUAGAUACAAGAAAUGGCAAGAGAGAAGUGAGAAAGAGAGCUGUACGUAUUAAUCUAAAAUCGAUCUUUCCGAUCAUUCUCGAUCUCCAUCUGUAAAAUGACCAGACUUUUAAUGAAUAGCAGUAAUUUUACAACA